Molecule: messenger RNA, 1196 nt
Organism: Struthio camelus australis
Lineage: Eukaryota; Metazoa; Chordata; Aves; Struthioniformes; Struthionidae
Product: GTPase IMAP family member 9
Molecular function (GO): GTP binding
Source: RefSeq, a predicted model, not a curated record
CAGCAGCAGAACAUCCUGCUCGUGGGUAAAACUGGCAGUGGGAAAAGUGCAACAGGAAACACCAUCCUUGAUCGUCCAGCAUUCUCUUCCAAAAUAGCACCACAUGCCAUAACGAAGGAUUGCAGCAGAGCUAAAAGAAAUUUCAAGGAAAGAGAAAUUGUUGUUAUCGACACUCCUGGCCUUUUCGACACCAAGCAAGCUAAUGAAGAGACAGCCAGAAAGAUUAAAGAGGCUAUUCACUACCACUUCUCAGGGGUCCAUGCCAUUCUUCUGGUGAUGCAACUGAGCCGAAUCACUAAAGAAGAGAUGGAAGUAGCUGAGUGGAUAACAAAGAUUCUGCAUACUGAAGCACAGAGGUACACAAUCCUCACAUUCACUCGAGCAGAAGAGCUUGAGAAGCCAGAAGAUAUCAGAAGUUUCAUAGAAGGCAGUGAGUAUCUCAAGGGGCUGGCAGAAAAGUGCGGAAACCGGUACAUUGCUUUCAGCAAUGUAGCAAAAGGAGAGCAAAGGGAUAAGCAGAUUUCAAGGCUGAUUAGUGAGAUUGAUAAGAUGAUAGAAACUAACCAUGACAGGCCAUGUUACACACGAGAAAUGCUGGAGAAAGAUAAACGGACAUUCUUUGCAAGGUUUUGUACUAUCCUUUAGCUGGUAAGGAUUCUGUUAGACGGAAACUUCUCCUUUGUUGUGCUUUUCUUACUGCCUGCCGAAGCUCACAAUUUCUCCUUCCUUUUGUAAGGCUAGCCUGAUGUGCUCUGGGGGGAAGCAGCAUGUGGCCCAGCUGUUUCUUCUUGUAAAAUAUGUACACAUGUUAGAGUUAAGGACAGCAUAAGCAAAGAGGCUGUCUGUCUUCACUCCACUCAUCUAAGAUGAAACAGAAAAUAGCCUUUUGUUUGGUCAGAGGACAGACAAAAUGCCAUAAGGAAUAUGGAGAUGUUAACAUGGUGAUUAACCCACAUAGCUCAAAGCCAUUUGAAAUCAUUAUGGACCACCAGGGCUGUAAUGACCUCUCCAGGGUCUGGGAGGGAUAGCUGGUCUAGGAGGUGCCAGUGUCGUCUUGCUGAAUCUUGCUGUGGUGAGGAAACUGCUCAUGUUGCUUGCUGUGCAACCCCACCUUUGCUGGUCAAUGCUCUAAUUGGGUACUUGUAUGUAACUGUUGGGCCUAAAGGAGCUCUCAAUAAAUGCUGAACCUCACUGUC